AUGCCAGCCGACACCAUCCAAAUCCGCCGUAUAACACCCCCCGACAUCCCGCAGAUGGCCCGGCUGGCCUCCACAGCCUACUUCAACUCCCCCCUCAGCCAAUUCCUCAGUCCAUAUCGCCAGACCUACCCCGGAGACUUCACCCGCCGCUUCCUCCACAUGAUGCGCGCCCGCUACUUCAACCCCCGGUGCAUCGGCUUCGUCGCCGUCCCCGUCUCCGACCCGGCCACACCAGUGGCCUAUGCGCAGUUCAUCCGCCUGGGCGACGACAAAGCCGCAAAGGCGCUCAUCGCAGCGCAGAGCUCGAUCUGGAAUACGCUGCGCCGGUGGUGCGUGGCAGUCCGGACGUGGAUUGAGACUCUGGUGUGGCCGGAUCGGUCCGGGGAUGCGGAAGCAGUGGCCGAGUUUGACAAGGCGGUUGAGGAUGAUAAUCUGCGGUAUUGGGAGUCGCCGCAGAUGAAGGGCUUGUAUGGGGAGAGGUGGCAUGCGCAGAGCGUGGUUGUCUCUGGGGACUGGAGGCGCAGGGGCAUUGGGAGGCGGUUGAUGGGGGAGGUGUUGCGGCGGGCGCAGGAGGAGGGAGUCGUUGUUGGACUCGAGGCGAGUGAAGAUGGGGAACGGCUGUAUCGGAGCUUGGGGUUUGAGUUGAGGGGGAGGUUUUGUAUGGCUCUGGGGGAUGAGGAUGGGGAUGUGGGGGGGAUUAUGAUGUGGAGGCCUGACGGGGGUUUGGAUUGA
Molecule: messenger RNA, 732 nt
Organism: Aspergillus bombycis
Lineage: Eukaryota; Fungi; Ascomycota; Eurotiomycetes; Eurotiales; Aspergillaceae
Product: GNAT family N-acetyltransferase
Exons: 1
Coding region: 1-732 (243 amino acids)
Molecular function (GO): acyltransferase activity, transferring groups other than amino-acyl groups
Source: RefSeq, a predicted model, not a curated record